Molecule: messenger RNA, 1479 nt
Organism: Striga hermonthica
Lineage: Eukaryota; Viridiplantae; Streptophyta; Magnoliopsida; Lamiales; Orobanchaceae
Source: the annotation of a GenBank genome assembly
AUGUACCAGCCGAACAUUUUCGACAGUCACCAUCACCACCACCUUCUCGACAUUACUCACAAUAAGACCCCGGAAAACGAUAUGGACCUCAUCCGAGACGAAGAAUACGAAAGCAAAUCGGGCACGGACAUUAUGGAGGCGCCAUCUGGCGACGAUCAAGAUCCAAAUCAACGGCCCAAGAAAAAGAGAUACCAUCGGCACACGCAGAAUCAAAUCCAAGAAAUGGAGUCGUUUUUCAACGAGUGCCCUCACCCGGAUGACAAGCAACGGAAGGAGCUCGGGCGUCGACUCGGUUUAGAACCUUUACAAGUCAAGUUUUGGUUUCAAAACAAACGUACCCAAAUGAAGGCUCAACACGAACGCCAUGAGAACACCCAGCUGAGAAACGAAAACGAGAAGCUCCGGGCCGAAAAUAUCCGGUACAAAGAAGCUUUAAGCAAUGCUACUUGCCCCAGCUGUGGAGGCCCAGCUGCCAUAGGUGAGAUGUCGUUUGACGAGCAACACCUCCGAAUCGAAAAUGCUCGAUUGAGAGAAGAGAUUGAUAGAAUAUCGGGUAUAGCCGCAAAGUACGUAACAUGGGUCGAGCAUGUCGAAAUUGACGAUCGGGCCGUUCACACCAUUUACAAGGCGCUCGUCAACUCGGGACUCGCCUUCGGUGCCCGCCGUUGGGUUGCUACCCUCGAUCGACAAUGCGAACGUCUAGCGAGCUUAAUGGCCAACAACAUUGCAGCAGGGGAUAUUGGCGUCAUAUCGUCGCCUGAGGGCAGGAAGAGCAUGCUGAAGCUAGCCGAGAGGAUGGUCAUGAGCUUCUGCACAGGCGUGGGGGCCUCGACUGCCCACACGUGGACAACACUCUCGGGAAGUGGGGCAGACGAUGUUCGGGUCAUGACUAGAAAGAGCAUGGACGACCCGGGCAGGCCGCCCGGGAUUGUGCUUAGCGCUGCAACCUCGUUCUGGCUCCCGGUCCCACCUAAGAGGGUGUUCGACUUUCUGAGGGACGAGAAUUCGAGAAGUGAGUGGGACAUUCUUUCGAACGGCGGGCUCGUUCAAGAAAUGGCCCACAUUGCCAACGGCCGUGAUCCUGGAAACUCUGUCUCGUUACUCCGUGUCAACAGUCCGAAUUCGAGCCAGAGCAAUAUGCUGAUACUUCAAGAGAGCAGCACGGACUCAACUGGCUCGUACGUCAUAUAUGCUCCCGUUGAUAUCGUGGCAAUGAACGUUGUCCUUAGUGGUGGUGACCCGGAUUACGUGGCCCUUUUGCCAUCCGGGUUUGCUAUACUUCCUGAUGGCCCCAAUAACCCGACAGGUCCAAACCCAGAGGUCGGGUCGGGCGGAUCUUUGCUGACUGUGGCAUUCCAAAUAUUGGUCGACUCUGUUCCCACGGCCAAACUCUCUUUGGGUUCGGUGGCAACUGUCAAUAGCCUUAUCAAGUGCACGGUCGAGCGGAUCAAAGGUGCCGUCCUGUGUGACGGUUCUUGA